CUUUUGGUAAGACACUAGAUCCGGACCUCAUAUGGAAAAGUGAUUCUGCUCCCAAUUCACUCAAACAUGUAGACUAAAAAAAGACUAAUAUAUCUUGAUUGACAAUUGAUUUUGGGAUUAAUAUCAUAAUUCCACAUUGCGGCCUUAAUCUUUUUUCUUAUCCACACGUUUAGCGAAAACGUGGGUUUAUUGGCAUUGACGCGAGUGGGAAGCAGAAGGGUGAUCCAAAUAUCGGCCGUCUUUAUGCUCUUCUUUUCCAUAGUGGGAAAAUUUGGUGCAGUUGUUGCAUCCGUGCCAUUACCAAUUGUUGGAGCCAUCUACUGUGUCUUGUUCCCUCUAAUGUCUUCUGGAGGGCUGGGCUUACUGCAGUACUGCAACCUCAACAGCUACCGGACCAAAUUCAUAUUGGGCUUCUCAUUCUUUAUGGGCUUCACUGUCUCUCAGUAUUUCAACGGUUACAUCAUAACUACUAAUCAUGGCCCGGUUCAUACCGGUUCAAUUUGGUUUGAUAAGACGAUGCAAGUGAUCUUCACAUCUUCGGCAACCGUGGCGGGCGUGGUGGCGGUGUUCCUGGACCAGACAAUCGGAAGAAAACAUCCUCAGAAUAGGAAAGACAGUGGGAGGGUGUGGUGGGCGAGGUUCAAGUACUUCGACCGCGAUCCGAGGAAUGCGGAAUUCUACUCUUUGCCUUACGCUCUUUCUAGAUAUUUUCCCUCCGUGUAAAUCUCUGAUCCCAUGGAAUCUUUUCUUGGAGCUAUACGCAUAUGCGAUAGGGG
Molecule: messenger RNA, 776 nt
Organism: Cuscuta campestris
Lineage: Eukaryota; Viridiplantae; Streptophyta; Magnoliopsida; Solanales; Convolvulaceae
Source: the annotation of a GenBank genome assembly